Molecule: messenger RNA, 2761 nt
Organism: Dermochelys coriacea (leatherback sea turtle)
Lineage: Eukaryota; Metazoa; Chordata; Testudines; Dermochelyidae
Gene: MEIS1
Product: Meis homeobox 1
Exons: 12
Coding region: 118-1515 (465 amino acids)
Biological process (GO): brain development; animal organ morphogenesis; positive regulation of transcription by RNA polymerase II
Molecular function (GO): RNA polymerase II cis-regulatory region sequence-specific DNA binding; DNA-binding transcription activator activity, RNA polymerase II-specific
Source: RefSeq, a predicted model, not a curated record
UCUAAGGGAUUUUUGCAUUUUUGGGGGUUUGGGGGAGAGUUUGCGUUUGUUUCUUUUCACACUGGCCUUAAAGAGGAUAUAUUAGAAGUUGAAGUAGGAAGGGAGCAAGCCAGGCCGAUGGCGCAAAGGUACGACGAUUUACCCCAUUACGGUGGGAUGGAUGGAGUAGGGAUCCCCACCACCAUGUAUGGGGAUCCUCACGCCGCCAGAUCCAUGCAGCCUGUUCACCAUCUGAAUCACGGUCCUCCGCUGCAUUCUCAUCAAUACCCGCACACUGCUCACACCAACGCCAUGCCUCCCAGUAUGGGCUCCUCUGUCAAUGACGCUUUAAAGAGAGAUAAAGAUGCCAUUUAUGGACACCCCCUGUUCCCUCUUUUAGCACUGAUUUUUGAGAAAUGUGAAUUAGCUACAUGCACUCCCCGGGAGCCCGGGGUAGCGGGAGGCGAUGUUUGCUCCUCAGAGUCUUUCAAUGAAGACAUAGCUGUGUUCGCCAAACAGAUCCGAGCAGAAAAACCCCUAUUUUCCUCUAAUCCUGAACUGGAUAACUUGAUGAUUCAAGCCAUACAAGUAUUAAGGUUUCAUCUAUUGGAAUUAGAGAAGGUACACGAAUUAUGUGACAAUUUCUGCCACCGGUAUAUAAGCUGUUUGAAAGGAAAAAUGCCAAUCGAUUUGGUGAUAGACGAUAGAGAAGGCGGAUCAAAAUCAGACAGUGAAGACAUAACAAGAUCAGCAAAUCUAACAGAUCAGCCUUCCUGGAACAGAGAUCAUGAUGACACAGCAUCCACGCGUUCUGGAGGAACACCAGGGCCCUCCAGUGGGGGGCAUACAUCACACAGUGGCGACAACAGCAGUGAACAAGGUGACGGCUUGGACAACAGUGUAGCUUCCCCCAGCACAGGUGAUGAUGAUGAUCCAGAUAAGGACAAAAAGCGACAUAAAAAGCGUGGCAUCUUUCCCAAAGUAGCCACAAAUAUCAUGAGGGCAUGGCUGUUCCAGCAUCUAACACACCCUUACCCUUCAGAAGAACAGAAAAAACAGUUGGCACAAGACACAGGACUCACUAUACUUCAGGUGAACAAUUGGUUUAUUAAUGCUAGAAGAAGAAUAGUUCAGCCCAUGAUAGACCAGUCCAAUCGAGCAGUUAGUCAAGGAACUCCUUAUAACCCAGAUGGACAGCCAAUGGGAGGUUUUGUGAUGGAUGGUCAGCAACAUAUGGGAAUCAGAGCACCAGGGCUGCAAAAUAUGCCAGGGGAUUAUGUGUCUCGGGGUAGUCCAAUGGGUAUGAAUAUGGGACAGCCAAGUUAUACCCCGCCCCAGAUGCCCCCACAUCCUGCUCAGCUGCGUCAUGGGCCCCCCAUGCAUACCUACAUUCCUGGACACCCUCACCACCCAGCAAUGAUGAUGCAUGGAGGACCACCCCACCCUGGAAUGCCAAUGUCAGCAUCUAGCCCCACAAUGCUUAAUACAGGAGACCCAGCAAUGAGUGGACAAGUGAUGGACAUUCAUGCUCAGUAGCUUAAGGGAAUAUGCAUUGUCUGCAAUGAUGACAGACUUCAAAUAUUGUCUUUCUGCAAUGACUAUGGAGUUCCAUUCUUGGCAUCUACUUUGGACCAAGGAACAAUCUUAUUCUUCCAAGGGACCCUGGAAAGCAGGAAACACUACGUGAAGUCAACUUCUGGGGACAUGCUAAAUAACGAUCUAAGACAUGAAGAGAACAAAGAGUGAAAUAUUGUAAAAUGCUAUUAUACUGUUAUCCAUAUUACGUUGUUUCUUAUAGAUUUUUUUAAAAAAAUGUGAAAUUUUUCCACACUAUGUGUGUUGUUUCCAUAGCUCUUCACUUCCUCCAGAAGCCUCCUUAUGUUAAAAAGCCUUACAGUUAUCCUGCAAAUGACAGAAAGGGCUUAUUUGCAGGAUUUUUAGAGCAUUAAAAUAAUUAUGUCAGGCAGAAGAAUCUUUCUUCUAUCCUAGGAUUUCAGCCAUGCACACACACACGCGCACACACACACACACACACACACACACUCUCUCUCUCUCUCUCUCUCUCUCUCUCUCUAGCCUGGGGCGUGAAUUUGCAUGUCUAAUUCAUUUACUCACCAUAUUUGAAUUGGUCUGAACAGAUGUAAAUCGGGAAGGAUGGGAAAAACUGCAGUCAUCAACAAUGAUUAAUCAGCUGUUGCAGGCAGUGUCUUAAGGAGACUGGUAGAAGGAAGCAUGGAAACCAAAAGGCAGUGUAUUUGAAGCCUAAUUGUCACAUCAGAGCAUCAUUGUCCCCAUUCAGCAACACUUAUACAUCACUUCCUGUUUUAUGCAGCUCAAAACAUGAACUGAAGAUUUAUUUUUAAUAUGUUGACUUUAUUUCUGGGCAAAGCAUCAGUCGUGUGCAUUUUUCCAUAGUCCCAUCAUGGAGCGUUUAUGUAUACAUUGUAAAUAAAUUUUGUGCAAAAAGGACUGGAAAAAUGAACUGUAUUAUUGCAAUUUUUUGUAAAAGUAGCAGUUUGGUAUGAGUUGGCAUGCAUACAGAUUUACUAAGUGGGAUAAGCUAAUUAUACUUUUUGUUGUGGUUAAACAAAUGCUUGUUGAUAGCCUUUUUCUAUCAAGAAACCAAGGAGCUAAUUAUUAUUAAUAAUAAUCAAUGCACACUGAGUCUUAGAGUUUCUGAUUGAAACAGUUUGGAUUGUAUAAUAACUCAAAGCCCAGUUGUAGUAGUUUGAGUGCAGUAAUGAAAUCUGAAUCUAAAAUAAAAACAAAUUAUUUUUUGUCA